UAUGCGAAUUAGAAGAUCAAUUAAAAUAGUAAAUUAGAUCUAAAAUUACUAUUAACCACUCUAGUUUAUAAUCCGAAUGAGAGGAACAAAGCGAAUGGUUUAAACCAAAAGUGUGCAAGCCUCGUCUUAAGAAUUGCAAAAAACAAGCCUGUUAAAAAAUAUAAGCAAUGUGUAACAUACCACCACUCCACCACCACUCCAAUAAAAUUGCAUACCGCCACUCCCAGUUCAAUCAAUUUGCCUACCAUUAUCUAAAUCAAUGUGUAUACCACUGCCGCCACCACCACCUCAAAAAAUAUGCACAUCAUCACAACCACCGUUAAAACCACAAUAGAAAACGGUACCUUAAGAACAAUGUUUUAUCCCUUAACAAAAAUCUUUGGGCUUUCAUCAAGAUAGGGAUGUUCUGAACCAAAAGAAAUAAAUUUUUUCAAUAAACAACUUACCAAAUUAAAUAAAUUAAGCUCCAAACAAUUGAAAUUUAGAUUUUCCAUAAUAAUCUAAAGCAUAAGAUUUAAAGGCUAAACC
Paramecium sonneborni is the source of this 528-nucleotide messenger RNA. NCBI's taxonomy places the organism in Eukaryota, Ciliophora, Oligohymenophorea, Peniculida, Parameciidae. The record is from the annotation of a GenBank genome assembly.